GAGGGGAACGAUGGAGAUUAGACCAAUUAUUAUUGUGCUUUGCUCCAUUGCUGCUGUGAACAAUGUUCAAGGUUACUGGACAACACCAGAUAUUGGCACUGAUCCAGCUGGCUACAACUCCUGCAAUGGCUAUUGUGGUGUAAGCUUUGGCCGCUGCUCCUGUAGAGAUUCAUGUGAAUACAAUGGGAACUGCUGUGACGACUACUUUGAUUACUGUUACAGAACAACGGCAGCACCAACAGAAGACAUAAAUAUACGACUAACUGGACACAACAAUUCCUGCUCUGGGAGAGUGGAGGUCCAGAUCGGUGGCACCUGGGGCACUGUGUGUGAUGACGGGUGGAACAUGGCCAGUGCUGAAGUGGCUUGCAGACAUGUGGGUUGUGGGGCAGCCCUGGAAGCUCUGACACAUGCUCAUUUUGGAGCAGGCAGCGGACAGAUCUGGUUGGAUAAUAUUUACUGCACAGGCAGUGAGACUUCUUUGGCUCAGUGUCAGCAUAAUGGCUAUGGCAUCAGCAACUGUGGACACAGUGAAGAUGCUGGGGUGGUGUGUGAAGCUGGACCCUAUUCUUGCCGGAAUAACUGUGGCAACAGCUUUGAUACAUGUUCUUGUAGUUCCUUCUGUCAUUACAGUGGAAACUGUUGCCCUGGCUUCUUUGAUUACUGCCCAGUGCAAACAACAGCACCACCAACAACAACAAUAACAACGACACCUUCUACACCAUCAACAGAGGCCACCACUCCAGAAACCACUCCAGGUUCCUGCAACUGGUACAGCUGUGGCCAGGACUUUGGUAGCUGUUCCUGCUCAAGUUCAUGCCAAUACUAUGGAAACUGCUGUCAUGGUUACUAUGAUUACUGCCACAGCACAACCAUGGACCCACAAACAACACAAUCCACUCCAGGUCACCACUACUCCUGCCGGUACAAUUGUGGCUACAACUUUGGUAGCUGUUCCUGCACAAGUUCAUGCGAUUACUAUGGAAACUGCUGUUACGACUACUAUGAUUACUGUGGAAGUAGGUCUACAACAGAGCAACCAGCCACCACAAGUUACAACUCCUGCCGGUACAAUUGUGGCUACAACUUUGGUAGCUGUUCCUGCUCAAGUUCAUGCCAAUACUAUGGAAACUGCUGUCAUGAUUAUAAUGAUUACUGCCACAGCACAACCUGGGACCCACCAGCCUCAACACCGGACCAUCCAGAAUGUGGAGGACACCUGAAUGGUUCUGGAACUUUCUCCAGCCCAUAUUAUCCAGGCUAUUACCAUGAUAAUGCCUACUGUGUGUGGAGUCUGUCAGCUCCUUAUGGACAAAGAAUCCUCCUCACUUUUUCAGAUUUGGAGAUGGAGCGCUGCUGUAGCUGUGACUACAUCACUGUGCAUGACGGCUCCUCAGUGGGCCACAACCAGCUGGGUCGGCUCUGCCACAACUCCUCUCUGGACACCUUCCACUCUUCCUCCAACUACAUGACUGUGCGUUUCCGUAGUGAUAGUAGUGUAGUAGGUCGUGGCUUCCAGGCUCAAUUCAUCAGCUCCCUGCCGACUGAUAAAGGCAGGGUGCAGUGUGUUUUAGACAACAUGAACAUUGUUAUUUCAAGAUCUUUCCUGGCUAGUCAGGGAUUCAAUGGUCAUGAUCUUUAUGUCAAUGAUGAACACUGUCGGCCGACCACAAACAGUUACCAGGUGAUGUUUGAGUUUCCUCUCAACCGCUGUGGAACAGUGAGAAAGUUUGACAACGGUCGUGUAAUUUAUGAAAAUGCUGUGCGGGCAUAUUCAACCAGCUCUGGGGAGAUCACGCGUCAUUCAAGUAAAUUCAAGUUGUCUGUUAUCUGUCACAUGGAAAAGGACUCCGUAUCACAGAUCAUGUAUGUUGCCAGAGAAAUUUCCACCUUUAACAUCACUGGAACUGGUCGAUUCAAUACUACCAUGGCUUUCUACACCUCUGGGAGCUUCUACCAGCAAAUUCAUGAUAAUCCGUACUAUGUAAAUCUCAAUCAGUACAUGUACGUUAAGGUGAGCCUAAGGAGACCUGACAGCAGCCUCGUCCUCUUUCUGGAUACGUGUGUGGCCUCACCAAACCCACAUGACUAUGCUGACUACCGCGCCUAUUAUCUACUGGUCAAUGGGUGUCCAAAAGACACAACAUACUACUCCUAUGUGAGCGGCUCUGAGAGUCAUGCAGGCUUUCGCUUCCAGGCUUUCAAGUUCCUGCGGGCACAUGAAUAUGUGUACCUGCAGUGCAAGGUCAUCAUCUGCCCUAAAAAUGACUACAAUUCUCGCUGUCGCGACGGAUGCCGCACCCGCAAAGCUCGAAGUUUGGACUCUGAGCACCACACAGCCACCAUGGUCCUGGGGCCUAUCAGGCUGAAAGAUGUGGAGAAUCCUAUGGUGAAGCAGCUGGAGGACAACGUGGCUAAGGUGGAUGUCUGAAGAAACCACUCAUGUUCUCACCGGUCCAAAUUAAUCAAUAAAUUCAUCUAAUUAUUUCCUGUUUACAAAUCAUGUAUAUCAGAGUGGCUCUCUGAUACCUUACUGCAAAUUACUCUCUUUUUUCCAUAACUUUGUCUGUCAACAAAAUGAUUAAAGCAUUCCAAAAAGGCAA
Molecule: messenger RNA, 2603 nt
Organism: Alosa sapidissima (American shad)
Lineage: Eukaryota; Metazoa; Chordata; Actinopteri; Clupeiformes; Clupeidae
Product: deleted in malignant brain tumors 1 protein-like
Exons: 22
Coding region: 11-2431 (806 amino acids)
Cellular component (GO): membrane; cell surface
Source: RefSeq, a predicted model, not a curated record